Molecule: messenger RNA, 691 nt
Organism: Onthophagus taurus
Lineage: Eukaryota; Metazoa; Arthropoda; Insecta; Coleoptera; Scarabaeidae
Gene: Cam
Product: Calmodulin
Cellular component (GO): myosin II complex
Molecular function (GO): calcium ion binding
Source: RefSeq, a predicted model, not a curated record
CAGAAUACGGUCAGUCUGACGCCGGAGUCCAAACUGAAGUGUUAUUGUACAGAGAAUUCGGUUAAAGUAACAAUCGUGUUAUAAUCCAAAUACUAGAAAAGUUUCAUCCGUGAACAUCACAAUGGCCGAUCAAUUAACCGAAGAACAAAUCGCUGAAUUCAAAGAAGCAUUCUCGCUUUUCGAUAAAGACGGUGAUGGAACCAUCACCACCAAAGAACUGGGUACAGUCAUGAGAUCUUUGGGGCAAAAUCCCACCGAAGCAGAAUUACAAGAUAUGAUUAAUGAGGUCGACGCUGAUGGCAAUGGAACGAUUGAUUUUCCGGAAUUUUUAACGAUGAUGGCCCGCAAAAUGAAAGACACCGAUAGCGAGGAAGAGAUUCGCGAAGCGUUCAGGGUGUUCGAUAAGGACGGUAACGGUUUUAUUUCGGCGGCGGAAUUGCGUCACGUGAUGACCAACCUCGGUGAAAAGUUGACGGAUGAAGAAGUGGACGAGAUGAUUAGAGAGGCCGAUAUUGACGGUGAUGGACAAGUCAAUUAUGAAGAAUUCGUCACCAUGAUGACUUCAAAGUGAGCCGUUUUCGUUUGCGGGACAUCAAAACGGCGUCGUUUUUGCUUAUUUCGUGUUUCCACCCGGCACCACGCCGUCGUCGUCGUGUUUACUACUCCACUACAUCGGUUUGAUAAACAACAA